UCCAGCACUGACACAUGAACCUUCCACCAUUAUAUAUCUCCUCCUCCUCCUCCUCUCUCCUUUCCUUCAUUCGUAUGUGGAUUUCUUAGGGUUAUUCAACUUCUAUUGCUAUUUAUCAACUAGACAUAUAGAAUAAUUAUUGUCAAGUUUGGGAAGGAUGAAAAACAGCAGUUCCAAGCAUCGAAGCAGAAGCACGUUUAGAAGCAUGAUGAGGCUCUCCUUCUCUUGCUUUAGAUGCUUCUCUUCUUCGUCUGACAUCCCCACAGACAAUGCACUAAUUAUGCAAGGUUUGCAAGUUCUUCAAAAUGUGCAUGCUUUCUCGUUUAAUGAGUUGAAAGUCGCCACCAAUGGAUUCCGUUCAUCAAAUAAAAUUGGGGAAGGCGGAUUUGGCUCUGUAUAUAAGGGAAUCCUGCAAGAUGGGAGAAUGGUUGCCGUCAAAAUGCUUUCUGCGGGAUCAAAACAAGGAGACAGGGAGUUCAUCUCUGAGAUAGCUUCAGUGUCCAAUAUUAACCAUGAAAAUCUUGUUAAGUUACACGGUGGAUGCAUUGAUGGUCCUUAUAAGAUUCUCGUUUAUGACUACAUGGAAAACGGCAGUCUUGCUCAAACUUUGCUCGGUUCUGAGGAAAAAAGAGCCAACUUCAGGUGGGAAACAAGGAGAGAGAUUUCGUUAGGCAUUGCUCAAGGUCUUGCUUAUAUUCACGAGGAGAUUAAGCCCCGUAUUGUGCAUCGAGAUAUAAAAGCAAGCAAUAUACUCUUGGAUCAGAAUUUGUGUCCGAAAGUUUCAGAUUUUGGUCUCUCUAAACUAUUUCCUGAAGAUUUUACUCAUGUCAGUACACGAGUGGCUGGCACAUUGGGAUAUCUUGCACCGGAAUACGCCAUUAGUGGCCGUCUGACCCGGAAAACAGACGUGUACAGUUUUGGAGUGCUACUUCUUGAAAUAAUCUGCGGGCGAAAAGCUGUUGAUUUUGAUCCAGAACUUGGAGAACACUACCUGGUGGAGAAGGUAUUACUGUUUUUUACAAGCUGCAAACAGCAGUCCUUGUCUUAUAAAAUAGAAUACGCUCUAUAUAUUAUUGGGCAACGCCUGGUAAUUUAUUUAUUUUUUAUGAAAAUCUAACAAAAAUCAUGACGGCGAAAGAUUCAAAAGCUCAAAUCAUAUAGAUGUACUUGAUAAUAUGUAACUGUAAUAUUUUUUUGUCUAGAUUGGAUCAUCAAUGUAUUCAUAACAGAUCUUUACAUUGAUUUCAGUUGAUAUAAUUAUUCAGUGAUCACUUGAAACUAA
Molecule: messenger RNA, 1282 nt
Organism: Populus trichocarpa (black cottonwood)
Lineage: Eukaryota; Viridiplantae; Streptophyta; Magnoliopsida; Malpighiales; Salicaceae
Product: putative serine/threonine-protein kinase
Exons: 5
Coding region: 158-1117 (319 amino acids)
Biological process (GO): protein phosphorylation
Molecular function (GO): ATP binding; protein kinase activity
Source: RefSeq, a predicted model, not a curated record